This is a messenger RNA of Gorilla gorilla gorilla (western lowland gorilla), 2447 nucleotides long. RefSeq names its product leukotriene B4 receptor (gene LTB4R). The record is from RefSeq and is a predicted model, not a curated record. Bases 1 to 1134 code for a protein of 377 amino acids. Lineage: Eukaryota; Metazoa; Chordata; Mammalia; Primates; Hominidae. Gene Ontology annotation, biological process: phospholipase C-activating G protein-coupled receptor signaling pathway; complement receptor mediated signaling pathway; positive regulation of cytosolic calcium ion concentration. The transcript has a single exon. Gene Ontology annotation, cellular component: plasma membrane. Gene Ontology annotation, molecular function: complement receptor activity; leukotriene receptor activity.
AUGGCGUCAGGAAACCCUUGGUCCUCUACUCUCAUGUGUGUGUCCGCCCUCACUCUCCAGGUCCUCCCGACGGCCAUGAACACUACAUCUUCUGCAGCAUCCCCCUCACUAGGUGUAGAGUUCAUCUCUCUGCUGGCUAUCAUCCUGCUGUCAGUGGCGCUGGCUGUGGGGCUUCCCGGCAACAGCUUUGUGGUGUGGAGUAUCCUGAAAAGGAUGCAGAAGCGCUCCGUCACUGCCCUGAUGGUGCUGAACCUGGCCCUGGCCGACCUGGCCGUAUUGCUCACUGCUCCCUUUUUCCUUCACUUCCUGGCCCAAGGCACCUGGAGUUUUGGACUGGCUGGUUGCCGCCUGUGUCACUAUGUCUGCGGAGUCAGCAUGUACGCCAGCGUCCUGCUUAUCACGGCCAUGAGUCUAGACCGCUCACUGGCGGUGGCCCGCCCCUUUGUGUCCCAGAAGCUACGCACCAAGGCGAUGGCCCGGCGGGUGCUGGCAGGCAUCUGGGUGUUGUCCUUUCUGCUGGCCACACCCGUCCUCGCGUACCGCACAGUAGUGCCCUGGAAAACGAACACGAGCCUGUGCUUCCCGCGGUACCCCAGCGAAGGGCACCGGGCCUUCCAUCUAAUCUUCGAGGCUGUCACGGGCUUCCUGCUGCCCUUCCUGGCUGUGGUGGCCAGCUACUCGGACAUAGGGCGUCGGCUACAGGCCCGGCGCUUCCGCCGCAGCCGCCGCACCGGCCGCCUGGUGGUGCUCAUCAUCCUGACCUUCGCCGCCUUCUGGCUGCCCUACCACGUGGUGAACCUGGCUGAGGCGGGCCGCGCGCUGGCCGGCCAGGCCGCCGGGUUAGGGCUUGUGGGGAAGCGGCUGAGCCUGGCCCGCCACGUGCUCAUCGCGCUCGCCUUCCUGAGCAGCAGCGUGAACCCCGUGCUGUACGCGUGCGCCGGCGGCGGCCUGCUGCGCUCGGCGGGCGUGGGCUUCGUCGCCAAGCUGCUGGAGGGCACGGGCUCCGAGGCGUCCAGCACGCGCCGCGGGGGCAGCCUGGGCCAGACCGCUAGGAGCGGCCCCGGCGCUCUGGAGCCCGGCCCUUCCGAGAGCCUCACUGCCUCCAACCCUCUCAAGUUAAACGAACUGAACUAGGCCUGGUGGAAGGAGGCGCACUUUCCUCCUGGCAGAAUGCUAGCUCUGAGCCAGUUUCGUACCUGGAGGAGGAGCAGGGGCGUGGAGGGCGUGGAGGGCGUGGGAGCGUGGGAGGCGGGAGUGGAGUGGAAGAAGAGGGAGAGGUGGAGCAAAGUGAGGGCCGAGUGAGAGCGUGCUCCUGCCUGGCUCCCACAGGCAGCUUUAACCAUUAAAACUGAAGUCUGAAAUUUGGUCAACCUUGUAAGUGGGGUACAUGUGCUGUGGGUAUCGGGGUGCUCGUGGGCGCCCUGGUGGGGCCCCUCUCGGUAGUUGAGAGUCACGUCCUUUAGUUCCCCAUGAUUUACAAUUUUGGAAGGGACACAAAGAAACAUAGACUGCCCCCAUCCCAGAUGAUUCCGAGUAUAUAGUCUGCAGAUAAUACUUAGCAAAACGCAGUCUACAGACUCCUAAAGCAGCUUGUCUAGGAAGACCACCCAUGUGGGCUUAUCACUCCAGGUUCUGUGACCCGGGACCUUCUGAGAAAACAGCACUGCUGUGAAAUAUCUUCCCUGAAGCCUGUGAUAAGUCUCCUUGUUAGAAUGACUCCAAUUUCCUGCCAAUAAUCUUUGUCCUCUCCAUAGGAGAUGUUCUAGGGGAUGCCUUCCUUCCCUCCAUUUCACAAAGAGGCCAGACUUGAGGACUAAGUCAUUAGAUCUUAUCCCUUAGAAUUCUGCAUAUCAGCAUCUGCUAACCUCCACAACACACCCUGGCACAGGGUGGGGCUGAGGGCCCCAGGAAACAAAGAUUCCCAAAAGUGAGAGGGAUGAGUCAUUAUUUCCUAGAGAUGACUGUUUUAGAGAACCUUGGUCCAACUCUGUUCUGACAAGGUUUUAGGAAGAUGGCAACAACAGUGGCAGUAGUGUACUUUUUGGAUCUUUCUCAUAAAAAAACAAAAGAGCAAGUAAGAGAGGGAAACCAAAUAUCCACAUGCAACAUCUGCAACAAACCUAGUAUGUCAAGGUUUGACAUACUCCCAUGGACCCCAAAGUAUGAGCCAGUGAGAAUGAGUCAUCAAUACCUCAAGACCCAUAUACCAGCAUCUGUGCAGAAGGAUGCAGAAGGAAGCAAAGGGAUGUUGGAUGGACCUAAGAAGAGGAGAUCCCCAAGCUGUCUACAGAUCCUUACUGGAAAGUAUGGUGCACCAAUCUGAGAACAGCAGCUGAAACUGGGAGGGACCUAACGGAGUAUUUCCCAGUCCUCUCGCCCAUUCUGUAUGGUGUGCACAUCAUAGGUACUUAUUUAGUGUUUGUUGAAUUAAUAAAGUUCAAAUGACA